Molecule: messenger RNA, 1014 nt
Organism: Miscanthus lutarioriparius
Lineage: Eukaryota; Viridiplantae; Streptophyta; Magnoliopsida; Poales; Poaceae
Source: the annotation of a GenBank genome assembly
AUGGUGAAGGACAGCGCGUACUACGACGUCCUGGAGAUCAGCACUGACGCCUCCGUGGCCCAGAUCAAGAAGGCCUAUUACCUCAAGGCCAAGCUGGUGCACCCGGACAAGAAUCCGGGCAACCCUGAUGCCGCGCGCAAGUUUCAGGAACUAGGCGAAGCCUAUCAGGUCCUAAGUGAUCCGGUGAAAAAGGAGUCUUACGAUAAGUAUGGAAAGGAAGGACUUCCGCAAGAUAAUAUGAUUGAUCCAACGGCUGUCUUUGGAAUGCUUUUCGGGAGCGACUAUUUCGAAGAUUAUGUUGGCCAACUUGCGCUAGCAUCUGUUGCCUCAGUAGAGAUUGAGGAAGAAUCAACCGCACCUGAGGCAAGGACAAGGAUUCAAGAGAAGAUAAAGGACGUGCAAACCGAAAGAGAGCAAAUACUUACUCAGAGCCUAAAGCAUCGGCUGCAACCAUAUGUUGAUGGGAAGCAAGAUGAGUUUGGUGAUUGGGCAAAUGCAGAAGCUCAGCGUUUGUCUCAAGCUGCUUUUGGUGAGGCUAUGCUUCACACUAUUGGCUACAUCUAUGUUCGGCAAGCAGCAAGAGAACUUGGAAAAAGCAAAUUGUAUAUGGGUGUACCUUUCAUUGCUGAGUGGGUAAGGGACAAGGGCCAUCACGUAAAAUCACAGGUUAAUGCUGCUGCAGGUGCAAUUUCUCUGAUACAGCUACAAGAAGGGAUAAAAAAGAUUGAAGAGGGUGACAACAAGGAAGAGCAGCUUAUUAAGAGUAUCGAAGAAAAAAAGGAUGCGAUGCUCAAUUCUUUAUGGAAAAUUAAUGUGGUCGAUAUUGAGGCAACGCUUUCACGGGUCUGCCAAGCAGUUUUGAGAGAAAAUGAUAUUCCCAGAGACAUACUGAAGUUGAGGGCAAGAGGACUGAAAAAGCUAGGGACGAUAUUUCAAGGCGCAAAAUCAAACUACCGUCGUGAAAACAGCCUGCGUUUUGAAGAUGAUGCUGCAGAAGCCACACCGUCGCACUGA